GUUCAAAGCUGAACGCGACGGUCGUCGUCGUUUGUCAAUGCGCAUCGCUACACCGAACUCUGAUCUCGUCUCUCGCUCUCUCGCGCGCUCGUACGAAUGUGAAAGAAACGUGCGCGGCAUCGAUUUGAAUUAACACGCUCAGUCGUCAUAAAUGUUUGAAUAUCAGUUUAAAUAGUGCACAAUUACAAAUUAAACCAAAUAGUCUCAAUUAUAAAUAAAGAACAAGCAACAAAAGUCAGGUCGGCAUGUAUGCGACAAAAAACGUGCGUCCACGCAGCAGCCUCUCCACAGACGACAAUCAUCGCAUUAAGGAUACGACUCGCGUGCACAAGAAAUCGCCAAGCAACACGGUCCUCACGCUGGUCGCGUUUUGUGUGUUCCUCUUGGUCCUCUGCACUUUUCUGCUGGGCGCACUGGUUUAUGUGGGCAAAAAUAUUGCCGAUGAGCACCUGAAGCAGCAGGCGAACAGUGCUGGCAGUCUAACUGUAUUUAAUGAUACAGUACGCACCAUAUAUGUGGAUCGUGAUCAGUUAUUGUCCACCAAGCCAAUAUUGAGUGUGCUCUCAGAUAAUCGAGCAUACACCACCCAAGUGCCAACAACAAGAAAAGUACACGCCAUGGCCGCCAUAUCACCUGAAAUUCGAGCUGUUAGCCGUGUACUGCAGAAGCUCACCUACCGCUUGCCCAAGGCGCUUCAGCCGCAAAAAUACAAGUUGGAUUUGCGUCCCGAUUUCGAUGCGAAGAGCUAUACGGGCAACAUUAGCAUCUAUUUACAAGUACUGGAUCCCAUCGCAUUUAUACCCGUGCAUAUUAAUCAAUUAAAUGUGAGCCAUGGGCAACUGCAGCGCCUGGAUGAUUCGGGUGCUCUAUUGGCGGAGAUCAAGCCAACGCUCAGCUUUGCCCAUCCCGAUCUCGAGUAUUGGGUGAGCGAAUUCGAUCAGCCACUGGAGGUGGGCAACUAUACUUUGCAUCUGAAAUUCAAUGGUUCAUUGGUCGAUCGCUUAACCGGAAUGUACCAAAGCUCAUACUACGAUUCGGUGACCAAUCGCAGCAGACAUAUCAUUUCCACCAAAUUCGAGCCCACCUAUGCGCGCAGAGCCUUCCCCUGUUUCGAUGAGCCGCAUCUAAAGGCGCAGUUUGUCAUCACUGUUGCCCGUCCCAGUGGGAGUGAAUACCACGUGCUCUCCAAUAUGCCAGUUGCCAGCGAACACAUUGAGGGCGAUCUGACUGAGGUGACAUUCGAGGAGACAGUGCCCAUGAGCACCUAUUUGGCUGCCUUUGUCGUUUCGGACUUUGCGCAUAUUUCGAAAAAAAUUGGAGGAACCAACAUCGACAUAAGCGUUUUUGCGCCGAAAGCACAGAUUCCGAAGGCCCAAUACGCCUUAGAUACUGGCGCCGGCGUUAUUGAAUAUUAUAUAGAUAUCUUCAACAUUUCGUAUCCGUUGCCCAAAUUGGAUAUGGUUGCCAUACCCGACUUUGUCUCCGGUGCCAUGGAGAACUGGGGUCUGGUCACAUACCGGGAGACGGCGCUGCUGUACGAUGAGAAGACCAGCUCCAGCGCGAACAAGCAACGCGUUGCCAGUGUCGUUGCCCAUGAACUGGCCCAUCAAUGGUUUGGCAAUUUGGUCACCAUGAAAUGGUGGAACGAUCUGUGGCUCAACGAAGGCUUUGCCUCAUUCAUCGAGUACAAGGGCGUGCAGUACAUGCACCCUGAUUGGGAUAUGUUGAAUCAAUUUGUGAUUGACGAGCUGCAUCCAGUGCUGAAGAUCGAUUCCACGCUUGCAUCACAUCCCAUUGUCAAAACGAUUGAGAGUCCUGCUGAGAUCACCGAAUACUUCGAUACCAUCACCUACUCUAAGGGCGCCUCUUUGGUGCGCAUGCUGGAGAAUCUUGUGACCGAGGAGAAACUGAAAAACGCCACCACGCGCUAUUUGUACCGCCAUAUAUAUAGCACAGCCACCACCGAAGAUUAUUUGACGGCCGUUGAGGAAGAAGAGGGUCUCGACUUUGAUGUCAAGCAAAUCAUGCAAACGUGGACCGAACAGAUGGGACUGCCAGUGGUUGAGGUGGUGAAGGAUGGAAACAAUUACAGACUGAAACAGAAACGUUUUCUAGCCAAUCAGGAUGACUAUAAUGUUGAGGUCGAGCCGUCUUCCUUCAACUAUCGCUGGUCCAUACCAAUAACCUACAUAACAAGCGCGGACAGCACGCCAAAGACCACAAUAUUCAGCUAUAACGAUAACCAGCUUGUCAUCUCUGUGCCAAGCACUGUUAGUUGGGUAAAGUUCAACAAGGAUCAGGUGGGCUACUAUCGUGUCAACUAUGCCGAGGAGCAAUGGAAAACCUUGCUUGAAGCUCUGAAGAAUUCGCGGGAAACAUUCAGCACAGCGGAUCGUGCACAUUUGUUGAACGAUGCCAAUGCCUUGGCGGAUGCAGCACAGCUGGACUACACCAUUGCGCUAGACCUAAGCACAUACCUCGAAGACGAGAAGGACUACGUGCCUUGGAGCGUGGGCACCGCUUCACUGACGUCGCUCAGAAACCGUGUUUACUACACGAGCCUUUACAAGGACUUUACAACGUACGCCCGCAAACUGCUGUCACCAAUUGUGGAGAAGCUGACCUUUACCGUGGGCACGGAUCAUUUGGAAAAUAAACUGCGCAACAAGGUGCUGAAUGCUGCUUGCAGAGUCGGACACGAGAGCUCGCUGCAGCAGGCUGCCACUUUGUUCAAGCAGUGGCUGACCAAUCCCGAUACGCGUCCUAGUCCUGAUGUGCGCGAUGUUGUCUACUACUUUGGUCUGCAAGAAGUGAACACUGAAGCCGCCUGGGACCAGGUCUGGCAACUCUAUCUGUCUGAGCCCGACGCCCAGGAGAAAGUGAAGCUGAUGAAUGCACUGGCAGCUAUAAAGGUGCCUUGGCUGCUGCAACGCUACAUCAAUUUGGCCUGGGACGAAAAGAAUGUGCGCCGCCAAGACUAUUUCUCAUUGCUGGGACAAAUUUCUGCCAAUCCAGUUGGCCAGAGCCUUGUCUGGGACUAUGUGCGCGAAAACUGGGAGCGGCUAGUGGAGCGCUUUGGCAUCAACGAGCGCACUUUGGGUAAUAUUAUUCCUACAAUAACCGGGCGCUUUGCAACGCAAACCAAACUGGAGGAGAUGCAACAGUUCUUUGCCAAAUAUCCAGAAGCAGGUGCUGGCACUGCGGCGCGUCAGCGGGCACUGGAAACGGUGAAGGCCAACAUCAAGUGGCUGGAGCUCAAUCAGGGUCAAGUCGGCAAAUGGUUGGCCAACUACGCGCAACAGGCGGCUGUGUCAAAUCGCAUCAACUAAGCUAAAUUGCUCAAAGGGCAAACUGUAAAUUACCAACUUAUUUUUGAAUAGUCUUAGCCUGAAAUUUGACUGCAUUGCAAAUGUGAAUGAAAGGAAUUGUGAAUACUAUUUUUUGAAUAAAAUAUGAAAUAUAAA
This is a messenger RNA of Drosophila navojoa, 3464 nucleotides long. Its product is annotated as glutamyl aminopeptidase. The record is from RefSeq and is a predicted model, not a curated record. Gene Ontology annotation, biological process: peptide catabolic process; proteolysis. NCBI's taxonomy places the organism in Eukaryota, Metazoa, Arthropoda, Insecta, Diptera, Drosophilidae. Gene Ontology annotation, molecular function: peptide binding; zinc ion binding; metalloaminopeptidase activity. Gene Ontology annotation, cellular component: cytoplasm; membrane.